Molecule: messenger RNA, 795 nt
Organism: Hymenoscyphus albidus
Lineage: Eukaryota; Fungi; Ascomycota; Leotiomycetes; Helotiales; Helotiaceae
Source: the annotation of a GenBank genome assembly
AUGGCCUCACAACCACCUCUCAUAUCAAUAACCGGCACCUCAACAAAACCCAUCUCAAUCCUUCUCAUAAACCCCAACGGCACCCCCUCAAUGACAGAAGCCUGUCUGCGCUCUCUCGAACCAACCCUUCCACCCUACUGCACAGUAACAGGCUUCACCUCACCACACCCAACCCCCUCCGCAAUCGAAGGCAACCUGGACGGUGUUCUCUCCGCCGCAGCAGCCAUCCGAGGCGUCGUCCCAAUGGCCUCAAACUACGAUGCCUUCCUCGUCGCCUGUUUCAGCGCCCACCCACUCAUAAACGCCCUCCGAGAAGAGUUAACCGGUCCCGUAAUAGGCAUCAUGGAAGCCUCCCUCUACACCGCCAGAAUGCUCGGCGGCCGUCUCGGCGUCGUCGCCACGGGGGGACGAAGUAAAAUCAUGCACGAAGACGCCAUUCGCCAAUACGGAUUCGCCAGCUACUCGGUCGGCUGCGAAACCACCAACCUCGGUGUCCUCGAGCUCGAGUCCCUACCCAGAGACCAGGUCCUGGGACUUAUGGGCGAGGCAGCGAAGAGGUUGGUGGAUGAGAAGGGGGCGGAUUGUAUUGCGCUGGGCUGUGCGGGCAUGACGGAGAUGAAGAUUAAAUGUGAGGAAGCGGUGGGAGGGGAGUCGAAGGCGCAGGUUAUUGAUGGGGUGGGCAUUGGGGUGCAGAUUUUGAUUGGGCUGGUGAGGGAGGGGUGUGUUACUGCGAAGGGGGGGAUUUAUAGGAGUUCGAGGGUGGGGAGGGAGGCGAGGGGGCAGGAGUGGUUGUGA